AUGGCUUCCUCUACUACAACCACAAUAAUCCAAUUAAAUGCCCCAACACACUUCCCAAUUAGACUCACGACCGUGAAUUUCCUGGUGUGGCAGCGUCAAAUUCAUGCCACACUUGUUGGGUUUAAUCUCUUUGGCUAUGUUGAUGGUACAACUAAGGAACCAGCUAAAUCCACUAAUCAUGCUCAAACUUCUGUCAACCCGGCUCAUUUAGCUUGGUAUCGUCAAGACCAAGUUAUUUUCAGUGCUCUACUUGGGAGCUGUAUUGACACCAUACAACCCCUUAUCUCCUCGGCUACGACAACCCAUGAUACGUGGCAACGUCUUGUUGCUAGUUACGCCAGUGUCUCACGAGGACGUAUCAUAUCCCUCAAGGCCAAAGUCAAGAGGAAUCCGCGAGGGUCUCGAUCCAUCACCACUUAUCUCAAUGACAUGCGAGCCAUAGCUGAUGAUUUAGCAUUGGCUCAGUGUCCCGUAUUUGACGAAGAUCUAAUCGUCUAUGUAUUGACUCAGCUAGGAGAGGAUUAUAGUUCCAUCACAUCGGCCAUCCUCGUUCGUGAGAAGCAUCUUUCUUUUGGCGAGUUGGCAGAUGUCCUGACUAACCAUGAACGCCAAUUGACAGACACAGAUGCUUUGCGUCAGUCCUUUUUUACUACUGCUAAUGUUACUCAACGCACCUCGUCACCCCCGCGGCGCAACCACCAGUCCAACACCAACCGGAGGGCCCGCAACAAUAACAAUCAUUAUGGCUCUAAUCGGCAACAAGGGGGGAACACAAUCGCUUAG
Molecule: messenger RNA, 783 nt
Organism: Ipomoea nil (Japanese morning glory)
Lineage: Eukaryota; Viridiplantae; Streptophyta; Magnoliopsida; Solanales; Convolvulaceae
Exons: 1
Coding region: 1-783 (260 amino acids)
Source: RefSeq, a predicted model, not a curated record